Messenger RNA from Theileria orientalis strain Shintoku, 717 nucleotides. RefSeq lists its product as uncharacterized. The transcript has a single exon. The record is from RefSeq and is a predicted model, not a curated record. NCBI's taxonomy places the organism in Eukaryota, Apicomplexa, Aconoidasida, Piroplasmida, Theileriidae. The coding region runs from base 1 to 717 and encodes 238 amino acids.
AUGGCAACAUGUGUAACAAAUAAAUUAUAUAAUCUUACUAGAUUCCACCUUAAUAAUAGGCUGAAAUAUAACCUAAUUGUAACUAGGAAUAAAAAGUAUCUUCCAUUCUAUCAUAAGGCGAGGAUAGUAAGAAAUAGGCCCAAGGAAUCGAAGGAAUCUACACAACAUAUAGCGGAUAAUAAAACUGAUAUUGAAGCUGAUAUAGAUGAAGUUCGUGCGGAAAAGGACGCGAGACUGAGGGAAGUGUUGAACUUAAAGUAUACACUGCCAACGAGCCUCAACAACGUAUAUAAUUUGUUUCACACAAUCGAUAAUGUAAAUAAUAAACCGAAGAGGAGUUAUAAAAAUGUAGAAGCUGGUAAAAGUACAGACAGUGUCUCGGAUGAUAGCAACGCCAACGAGCAUGUUAGAGAAAUAUACCUAAACCUAUUUUUGAAAGUCGAUAUUCGCAGAAAGUCGCUGAGGGAUAACCUGCUGCUUCCCUUUAACGUUAAAAAUAGAAAAAAGAUACUCGUGGUGUGCGAAAACGAGUACGUUGACGUUAUGCUUAAAAACGGAGCAACGUACGCAGGGCUGAGUUACUUGGAUAAAAUUGAGAACAAUUGGAGAGAUUUCGACCUGGUAAUAACGUCCUUUAUACAUAUGCCCAAGCUGGUGAAGCUGGCAAAGAUACUAGGGCCGCUGAAACUCAUGCCAAACGCGAAAUCAGGUACCUGA